UGCUUGUUGGUUCUAAAAAGACAGAACGCAUGGUGCAUCAUGGCAGUUGCUAAUUUAGAGGUUAAAAAAAAUCAACCUACGUUGAAAAAACUAUCUAAAAAGGGUGCCAAAAAAUCUAAUAAAAGUAAUGCGGACGUCUUGUUAUUAGAACAAGAAUUAAAAUUUGCUAAAGUUCUUGCGGGCAAUGAUAAAAAACUACGUGACAGAGUAUUAAAAAAUUUAAGAAAAUGGUUAGGUUAUCGAUCACAGAGUUCAUUUCGUUUCAAAGAAGAAGAUUUUAUGAGGAUCUGGAAAGGUUUAUUUUAUUGCAUGUGGAUGUCAGAUAAACCUCUUAUACAAGAAGAACUCGCAGAUAAUAUUAGUACACUAAUUCACAGUUUCACAAAUAUUAAUGAUGCUAUUUUGUUUUUCGAUUGCUAUUUAAAAACCAUGGUUCGUGAAUGGUUUGGAAUUGACAUGCAUCGCUUGAAUAAAUUUAUGAUGUUUGUGAGAAGAAUGCUUCGACAAUUUUUAGUUGCUGUAGAUCACCAUAAAUGGAAAUCAGAGAUACUAGAAGAGUUUGAAUCUGUUUUGACAAAAACAUUAUUUCAACAAAAUAACGCUAUGGGUUUAGUGUUACAUUUUAUUGAAAUUUUCAUGGAAGAGCUUGCAAAGGCAUCUAAGGGAGAAAUACAACCUAAAUCAGUAACAGCAUUAUUAAAACCUUUUGCUGUAUUUCUUGCUGAAAAUGUAGAUGCCCGUGUAGGCGAGCAUAUUUCACAGAAUAUAUUUUUGAUGCUAUUGCAGCAGUCUGAUGCAGGAAUCGAGUACCAAGAAAAAUUUGAAGCUUGGAAAAGGCAAGGAUUUCCUGGAGGUAGCAUUGAUUGUAUGCAAAAAGUGGAAAUUGAUGGAUCUGAAGAUGAUGAAGAAUUAAGCGAAAUUCUUAACGAAAAUCUUGACAUUUCUUCAGCUGCCCAAGAUCCUCGUGCUGGUCAUGUUGACGUUGUUUUACCUCAAAUUCAAUUUGACGCUUCUUCUAUUAGUGAUAUGCUAGAUGGUCUAAUUUUUGGUCCAAAGACUAGUGUUAAGAGCAGAAAACAACUACGAUAUCUAGUUCAAAAAUUUAAAAAAUUCAACGAAGGAGAAUUUCCACUUGGACUUAAAAAAAUUAGUAAAUGUGAUAUGAAAAAACUUGAUGUGAAAAAAGCUGCAUCUGAAUUAGAAAAAUUUGAACAAGAAUUGUAUGCAGAUAGUUCUAAGAAUAAAAAAAGAAAGAAAAAUAUUGUAACUGGGAAUGAACCCAUAAAACAGUCUGACAAAGCAAAUGUGUUGUCUGAUCAGAAGAAAAACACGAUUGCAAAAAAACGUAAAUCCAAUGAACUCCUUAUAAAUGGUGUAAAUAAAAAGGUUAAAAGAAGCAGUAACGAAUGGAAAGUGGAAAGUUUACCUAAUUCUAAAACCACAUUAAAUAAUUCUGCGACUCCUAGCAUUAAUGGUUCAGUAUUAGACAUCUCAUCUGAAAAUGUUACUUCAACACCAGAGCAAAGUAAAACAAAUAAAAAUAAAAAAACUAAAUUGAAAAAGGCUGUAGAUAAAUCUAAUGAGAAGAUACUACAUAUUUCAACAGAUAAUAUUAAUCCGACAACAAAACCCCCAAUUAAGUUGGAAAAUAAGCUAUCAAAAAGUGAAAAUAAUUUGAGCAUUUCAAAGAAACACAGUUUAUUAAAUAGAAGAACAGAUAAUGGAAAAACUAAGCCAAUUAAGAAUAAAUUGAAGAAAACAAAUAAUCAAACAAAUGAGAAAAACAUACAUGAGGUUAAUGAAUCAGCUUGGGAUGAACCAUUAAAGGAAGGUGAAAUUGAAUAUUUUGUUCCAUUUCGAAAAACUGUGGCACAAAAAACAGUUGUCCCUGAAAAAGAAGAGUCUCCCUUAAAAACCAACAACCCUAUUUCAAAUAAGAGAAGGAAUUCAUUGCCAGAAAACUUAAAUGUCAAGAAAAAAGAAAAACUGCUCCUAAACCCGUUUGCUGUGGCAUCAUCAAAAAACCCGUUAGUUCAAGCAGAGACUCCCAAAAGUAAAAUGAAAAUCAGCUUUGUGUGACACCUAAAAAUUUAAAUUUGUUAAAUAAAUCAGUAACAUCUUCAGAGAAACGUGUGAAAAUUGUGCUCAAAAGAAAUUGUUCACAAAAUACAGAAGACUAUGUUCAACAAUUACGUAGCUCUCCUCAAAUUCCAUACGAUUCAGAAAAAAAGCCAUUAAAAACUUCUCUAAAACCUAGUGUUGGACCUAGUCGUAUAAAUCCAUAUUAUAAAUUCCAAGAUGAGAAACAUAAAUAAUUUUAUAGCUGAAUUUGACUGAAUCAAUUUAAAUUUGAAUGACUUGUCAUCAUUAGGAAAAGUUAUUAGUAAUUUAAAUUUGACACAGUUAUUGAAAACACUUAUGACAAAAUAAACAAGUUGCUAUGAAAAAUCUUUGAACGGUGAGGUAAAGUUUUUGCUAUAAAAAUGAAUUUGUUCUUUUUUUCUUUCCAGAUUAUAAACAUUAUUUUUUCA
Messenger RNA from Ctenocephalides felis (cat flea), 2531 nucleotides. RefSeq names its product ribosomal RNA processing protein 1 homolog. Bases 40 to 2079 code for a protein of 679 amino acids. The record is from RefSeq and is a predicted model, not a curated record. Gene Ontology annotation, cellular component: preribosome, small subunit precursor; nucleus; preribosome, large subunit precursor. Lineage: Eukaryota; Metazoa; Arthropoda; Insecta; Siphonaptera; Pulicidae. The transcript is spliced from 7 exons. Gene Ontology annotation, biological process: rRNA processing.